Ylistrum balloti is the source of this 1995-nucleotide messenger RNA. RefSeq lists its product as uncharacterized. The coding region runs from base 1 to 1995 and encodes 664 amino acids. The record is from RefSeq and is a predicted model, not a curated record. The transcript is spliced from 6 exons. Lineage: Eukaryota; Metazoa; Mollusca; Bivalvia; Pectinida; Pectinidae. Gene Ontology annotation, biological process: cellular response to unfolded protein; protein refolding. Gene Ontology annotation, molecular function: heat shock protein binding; ATP-dependent protein folding chaperone; ATP hydrolysis activity. Gene Ontology annotation, cellular component: cytoplasm.
AUGCAAAGCAUACCUACCAAACGAAGACCAGCUCAGUCACGAACUAUCGGGUUGGAUAUUGGAAACACAAAUUGUAGAGUAAGUUCCUGGUCAUCAAAAUUAGGAAAGCCUGAGCGAGUCCUGGACGAGUUGGGGAACAGGUGCAUUCCCUCUGUGGUAGCAGUUACAGCCACAGGUGUAUUGGUUGGACAUGAAGCCAUUGGAAUGCUCAUGAAAGAUCAACACAAUGUCUUUACAGGUAUAAGGGAUCUACUGAAAGAAGAUAAUUCAGAGGAAAAGAGAUUGAAAGUGGUGAUCGAUGGCAAAGAGACAGCUUUCUCACCAAAGGAUAUUCUCACCCAUUUACUGAGCAAACUGAGAGACAUUGUCCACAGUCGAUUCGGCACGGAAACUGUUGAAACUGUGGUUGCAGUGCCUGAGUGGUUGUCCGAUUCUGGACGCCAGACUGUCAAAGAUGUGUGUAGGGAUGUAGGCCUCAACCCACUUAGGCUCAUCAAUGAAACAGUUAGUGCGUGUAUAGCUCACGGAAUUGAUAAUAAGUUUCCGAACAACGAAGCAAAAGUGUUGGUGUUAGACAUGGGCGGAAGUUCCUUCAAGAUUUCCGUCAUUCUCGUUGAAGAUGGGAUAUUCGAGACCACUUAUACAGCAACGCACUCGGAUGUUUCCGGAAACAAGUUUGACGAAAGUUUGGCCGAUUUUCUCAUAGCCAAGUAUAAGAAAACCAAAAGUAGUCUACAUGAAGAUGAACGAAUCAUGCGACGCAUGCGCACUGCAUGCUGUAAAGCCAAAGAAUGUCUUUCAACGUCAUCAUACACAAAUAUUCUCAUAGAAAAUUUAGAAAAUGACACCGAUUACAAAAAUACUGUAACAAAAGCAAAUUUUGAAAAGGUGAACUUUGACCGUUUUCUUCAUACUAUGGAGCUAAUUGAGAGAGCGUUGAAGGAUGCUGGUGUAGAUAAGGAUGACAUUGAACUUGUGGUGAUGGCUGGAGGUUCGGCAAAGUUACCAAAGUUAGCAGAAAUGGUGGCCAAAGCGUUCCCGGGACGUGUUUUACAUGGAAACAUUGAUCCAGAGGAUGUAGUUUCUUUUGGCUGUGCCAAGCAGGCGAUGAUCCUGACUGGACAGGAAUCUGCGAAGUUGGAUGACCUCCUCUUGUUAGAUGUGGAACCACUGUCAUUGGGUCUGGAAACGGCAGAAAAAGUCAUGACAGUACUGAUUCCGCGAAACGCCACGAUACCAUGUAAAAAGUCAAUGACAUUCACAACCUACCUUGACAACCAGGUCACAAUGCUGUUCCGGGUGUUUGAAGGCGAGCGCUGUUUCACCACUGAUAAUAGCGACCUUGGUAUGUUUGAAAUGACUGGGAUUUGGGCCGAGCCGCGGGGUCGGGCACGAAUCGACGUGACGUUCGAAAUUGAUGCAAACGGCGUACUGACAAUAGCGGCAUUGGACAGGUUUUCUGGGAAGUCACAGUCAUGUUCCUUGAAAAAUUUCAAAUCCUAUUGCGAUCAAGAAGAGAUCGAAGAUAUUAUUGAGACUGCUAAGGACACCAGGGAUAGUGAUGACAGGAAGAUUUCGAAAGUAAAGGCCAAACUCUAUCUUUUAAGUUUUAUAGUCAACUUGGAGACGACUAUAGAGAAGGAAAGUGGAAUAAAUGAUAACGUGAAAGAAAAAAUAAUGACAAAAUGUAGAGAAAUAAAAGAGUGGAUGACAGAACAAGAAUCUAUUGAACAAAGCGUGUGUGACGAGAAGAUUGCACUCUUGGAAGAUGAGAUAUGUAGUCAUAGUGAUGUGCCGCGCGAACUUGUCACUCGGUGUAGAAACGAUGAAUUAAAUUUUAUUAGUGGCCGAGUUGUGAACAAUAAGCCACAAAAGUCAUCAACGGGAUGGAGGAUGGGUAAAAUAGGGAGACCCACACAGUCUACACCUAACAUAAAUGUACCGUCAACUCGCCCAUCUCCUGCCGUAGAUUUCAAAAUAGACGAGUUGGAUUGA